UCUAAUCAAAGCUAUUCACGACACAAAAGUAAACAACAAACACUUUUACGGCAGCAAAUAUGGCUUCUCACUUUAGCGGUGUGCUGCAGCUGACAGAUCUCGAUGACUUUAUCACCCCCUCUCAGGAAUGUGUCAAACCUGUGAAAGUAGAGAAGAAACAAGGUAAAUCUGUGGCCAAAAUUCAAAUAGAAGAUGAUGGCAGCUAUGUCCAAGUCAACCAGGAUGGCGAGAAGCAGAAGCUGGAGAAAGCAAAGAUCACACUGAAUGACUGUUUGGCCUGCAGUGGCUGCAUCACCUCGGCUGAGAGCGUCCUCAUCACGCAGCAGAGCCACGAGGAGCUUUUUAAAGUGCUGCAGAACAACAAGACGAGUGCUACAGAGCAGAAGGUUGUGGUGGUGUCGGUGUCGCCGCAGUCCAGAGCCUCCCUCGCAGCACGCUAUGACCUCAGCAGUACUGAGGCAGGCAGGAGGCUUACGUCUUUCUUCAAAGGCCUUGGGGUUCAUCAUGUGUUUGACACGAGCUUUAGUCGGACCUUCAGCCUGCUGGAGAGCCAGAGGGAGUUUGUGGAUCGUUUCCAGAAGAAGGAGCAGGACAGCAAAUGUCUGCCUAUGCUGACAUCGGCGUGUCCAGGUUGGAUUUGCUAUGCAGAGAAGACACACGGGAAGUUCAUCCUUCCAUACAUCAGUACCACUCGCUCCCCCCAGCAGAUGAUGGGUUCUCUGGUUAAAGGCUACUUUGCUGAACAACAGGGGCUCAGUCCACAGCAGAUCUACCAUGUGGCAGUAAUGCCCUGCUUUGACAAGAAACUUGAGGCCUCGAGGUCGGACUUCUUCAUGAACAAAGCUGAGACUCGGGAAGUGGACUGUGUCAUCACCUCUGGAGAGGUUCAGAAAAUGCUGGAGGAGAAAAAUGUGUCUCUUAGUAAUGUGGAACCUGCACCCCUUGAUACAUUGUUUAGCAGUGUGAGUGGGCAUGAGUUCCUGAGCCAUGCUGGGAGCGGGUCAGGGGGUUACCUCCAUCAUGUCUUCACCUAUGCUGCCAAGCAGCUGUUUGGAGAGGAGGUGAAGGAGCUCACCUACAAGACCCUCAGGAAUAAAGACUUCCAGGAAGUGACUAUAGAGAAAGACGGAGUUGUCCUGUUGUGCUUUGCGUCCACAUACGGCUUCCGCAACAUCCAGAACCUGGUGCAGAAGCUCAAGAGAGGGAAGUCACCCUACCAUUUUGUGGAAGUUAUGGCCUGUCCAUCAGGCUGUCUAAAUGGUGGUGGACAGGUGAAGCCCUUACCUGGUGAGAGCCAAAAGGAGCUUCUCCAGAAGGUUGAGGAGCUCUACAAGGCAGAGCGCCCCCUAUUGCCAGAGGAUGACACUCGUGUGGCCGAGCUGUACCAGUCCUGGCUCCACAGUGUUGGGGAGGAGAGAGCCAAAGAGCUGCUGCACACACAGUACCACAGUGUGGAGAAGAUGACUAACGGACUCACGAUGAAGUGGUGAAUAAUGCUUCAGCUACAAUGCACAAUCAGUAGACACUGACUACACGACCGUCCAAAUAUAUGUGACUAUUUCUGUCUCUCUUCAGAGAGAAGAGAAGGGUUGUGGGCAAAGUUGAACUUAAGAAAGUUUGAUGUGUGCCAACAACCUUUUAAACCACUUUUUUUUCAAAAGAUGUGUGUCUGGUGAGGUAGAAAACCAUGGUGUAGCUAGAUAAAGGACACAAAUUAUGUCUAUAGUUUGAUAAUUUGCCCUGAUACUGCUGAUUGAAUUCAUUUGUUUGGAAAAUGUGACCUGAAAUAACAAAGCAAAUAUAAUCAUUCCUUGUUUAUGUGUAUAUAGAAAAAUAAAGACAUUAUUUAAGUAUA
Dicentrarchus labrax (European seabass) is the source of this 1855-nucleotide messenger RNA. RefSeq names its product nuclear prelamin A recognition factor-like (gene ciao3). Gene Ontology annotation, molecular function: 4 iron, 4 sulfur cluster binding. The record is from RefSeq and is a predicted model, not a curated record. Gene Ontology annotation, cellular component: cytosolic [4Fe-4S] assembly targeting complex. Lineage: Eukaryota; Metazoa; Chordata; Actinopteri; Moronidae. The transcript has 11 exons. Gene Ontology annotation, biological process: iron-sulfur cluster assembly. The coding region runs from base 60 to 1490 and encodes 476 amino acids.